Molecule: messenger RNA, 615 nt
Organism: Acanthosepion pharaonis
Lineage: Eukaryota; Metazoa; Mollusca; Cephalopoda; Sepiida; Sepiidae
Source: the annotation of a GenBank genome assembly
AUGGAAGCGCCCUAUAUUCUCAUCGCGAUUCCAUAUAUACCUAUCUACUCAUAUCUAUCUCAUUAUGUUUCUGUCUAUCUAUCCAUCCCAUCCUAUUCUUUCUUUCUUUCUUUCUUUCUUUCUUUCUUUCUUUCUUUCUUUCUUUCUUUCCAUCUAUUAAUUAUCUCUUUCACACUAUCUAUCUAUCUAUCUAUCUAUCUAUCUAUCUAUCUAUCUAUCUAUCUAUCUAUCUCAUCCUAUUCUUUCUUUCUUUCUUUUUUUCUUUUUUUUUUCUUUCUUUCUUUCUUUCUAUUAAUUAUCUCUUUCGCAUUAUCUAUCUAUCUAUCUAUCUAUCUAUCUAUCUAUCUAUCUAUCUAUCUAUCUAUCUAUCUAUCUAUCUAUCUAUCUCUUUCGCGCUCUCUAACUUCUAUCUAUAUAUCUAUCUCAUCCUAUUCUUUCUUUCUUUCUUUCUUUCUUUUAAAUAAUUUAGUUUAUUCUUUUUCAUUCUAUCUAUCUAUCUAUCUAUCUAUCUAUCUAUCUAUCUAUCUAUCUAUCUAUCUAUCUAUCUAUCUAUCUAUCUAUCAUCUCUUUCGCACUCUCUAUCAUUCUAUCUAUAUAUCUAUCUCAAUAUGCUGA